GGAAGUGAUUUAAUCGAAGGUCACAGCUGCUUAUUUCACACCUGUCGAUGCGCAAAGUAGAGGUAUUCAGAUUUCCCACAGCACGUAAAGGCAGCACCAGUCAUUUCGGAGUGGGAGGGGACGCACGCAGUAAAAACUCCAGCUCACGCGCUCUGAUACUCACAACACAGGAGAUCCGCGUGCAGGUGAGAUACAGAAGAGACAUACUGACUUUGUGCACGCACAGCGGUAUCCCACGCGCGUCAACUCAGCAUCCAUUUACCUACACUUGACUUCGUCUGCGUGUGCGCGAUUUGGAGCUGCUAUUUGGAUGACGCUACAAUCUUUCUAUCGGACAACGAACAUGCCGUCUCUGCGACACUCUUACACCGUGACGGUGCCGGAGGACCCGGCCGCUCUCCCCUGUGACAGACCGGAGAUGAGGCGCAGGAGCCACCCGCUGUCCCGGUCCGUGCUGGUGUCCACAUUCAUGGGUCUGAUCAUCAACCAGGCCAAGAACAAGAGCCUUCAGGGCCUGGUGGGUUUGAAGAACCUGGGUAACACUUGCUUCAUGAACUCCAUCCUCCAGUGUCUGAGUAACACUUUAGAGCUGAGAGAUUACUGUCUGAGAAACGGCCACAUCACAGACCUCAACAACAACUGCAGGUCAAACACUGCUCUCAUCGAAGAGUUUGCAAAGCUGACUCAGAGCCUGUGGACCUCUGCAAACAAUGAGCCCAUCAGUCCCUCUGAAUUCAGGAACCAGGUCCAGAGGUGUGCUCCAAAAUUCGUUGGCUGCAACCAACAGGAUGCUCAGGAAUUUCUCCGCUUCUUGUUGGACGGUCUCCAUAAUGAAGUCAACCGUGUGACGGUCCGCCCUAAAGUGUCCGUCCUGGACUUCGACCACCUCGCGGAUGACGAAAAAGGCAGAAGGAUGUGGAACAUGUACUUGGCGAGAGAGGACAGCAAAGUAGUGGAUCUGUUUGUGGGGCAGCUGAAAAGCUCUCUGACUUGCACAGCUUGUGGUUUCCGCUCCACUGUGUUUGAUCCAUUUUGGGACCUCUCGAUACCUAUUGCACAGAAGAGUUCAGGCGAAGUGACUCUCAAAGACUGCUUGAGACUCUUUACAAAGGAAGAUGUGUUGGAUGGAGAGGAGAGACCGACGUGCACCAAAUGCAAAGCCAGAAGAAAAUGCACCAAGAGGUUCAGCAUCCAGAAGUUCCCUCAGGUCCUCGUACUUCGUAUCCUUUCCUCACAUCUUUGCAUUUUAAUAUUUCCAGAAAGCAGAGAGAUUUCAAUGAUGACAAUCAAUCUAUUUUAGCUUUGCCGCUGUGUUGACUGACAGCUGUGUUGUCUCUUCUCUGCAGAGCGCCCUGUGUAUAACCUCUAUGCAGUGUCCAACCACAGCGGAAACGCUUUGGGAGGCCACUACACAGCCUACUGCAAAAACCCAGCUCUGGGAGAGUGGUACAGCUACAAUGACUCCAGGGUGAGCCCGAUGUCCUCCAGCCAGGUUCGCAGCAGCAAUGCCUACGUCCUCUUCUACGAGCUGGCCACCCCUUCACACAGCAAAUAUCAGACGUGUCGGCUUUAGGUGCCAUCGAGGAGCGAUAAGCUGUGCUAAACUUGGACUGAUAACAGGGAAGGAAAAAAGGAAAAAGUAGUCAGACGCUGCCUGCUGGGAGAUUGCUCCACCUAGUGGAGAGAGUCCUACCAAUGCAAGCUGUGAAAAAGGAGCGUCGAGACGCCAAACGGUGGAUGAGAAGGCAUAUUUACACUGAAGGAUUGAAAGCUUCGCUCACUGGCUGGGUUGAAGUGAAACAACAGUGGGAGGAAAUGUAAAAAGUGCGAAACUUGCAAUACGCUGCUUGCAAUAUGCAAGCAUGU
Neolamprologus brichardi is the source of this 1866-nucleotide messenger RNA. The record is from RefSeq and is a predicted model, not a curated record. NCBI's taxonomy places the organism in Eukaryota, Metazoa, Chordata, Actinopteri, Cichliformes, Cichlidae.